Messenger RNA from Antechinus flavipes (yellow-footed antechinus), 463 nucleotides. RefSeq names its product RNA polymerase II, I and III subunit K (gene POLR2K). The record is from RefSeq and is a predicted model, not a curated record. Lineage: Eukaryota; Metazoa; Chordata; Mammalia; Dasyuromorphia; Dasyuridae. Gene Ontology annotation, biological process: DNA-templated transcription. The transcript is spliced from 4 exons. Gene Ontology annotation, molecular function: DNA-directed RNA polymerase activity; DNA binding; zinc ion binding. The coding region runs from base 139 to 315 and encodes 58 amino acids. Gene Ontology annotation, cellular component: RNA polymerase I complex; RNA polymerase II, core complex; RNA polymerase III complex.
CGGAAGUAGGUCUCGUUACAGUUUUCCUAGAGGCUGCGAUAAAGUUUGCUGCGGCGCGUGAGGUACGGAGGCCUCCGGCGGUUUGAGAAUUAAAGUUUCCGCUCGAUUUUAGGAACAAUUGAGAGCUAGGGAUUGACGAUGGAUACCCAGAAGGAUGUGCAGCCGCCAAAACAGCAGCCAAUGAUAUAUAUCUGUGGAGAAUGUCACACAGAAAAUGAAAUAAAAUCCAGGGAUCCAAUCAGAUGUAGAGAAUGCGGAUAUAGAAUCAUGUACAAGAAAAGAACAAAAAGAUUGGUGGUCUUUGAUGCCCGAUGAAAUCUACUUCAGAGUAAAAGCUUCAUCUACUCCUGGUUUUCCCACACCCAUUUCAAAUUGUAUAGCUUUCAGGUUAUAUGCUAUAAUACUCUUCCAUUCUAUAGAUAUAAAUUAUUUUUAAAAUAAAAAUUUCAAAUGUAGUGUAAAA